AUGAUGGACGUGGCCAGUUGGAAGGAGAUGGAGGUGGCACUAGUCAGUUUUGACAACACUGACCAGAUCGUGGAGGAUCCCUGCUAUUCCAACGACCUCAGCCCCGCUGGGCAGUCACGGAAAGGCCACCCCAGCUGCACCAACCUCCUGUCCAACCUGCGGAUCCUCAUCAACAGCGAGAACGCCAACAAUGAGACCAUCUUCUCCAGGUUCUCCGCCGAGUUCAGCGACCACCUGGUGGGGGAGAGGGUGGGCAUGGAUGAGGGGGACCAACGAGUCAUCAUCAACAUUGCUGGGCUGAGGUUUGAGACCCGGCUCAAGACCCUUGACCAAUUCCCCGAGACCUUGCUUGGGGACCCCGAAAAGAGGAUGCGUUACUUCGACUCCAUGAGGAAUGAAUAUUUCUUUGACAGGAACAGGCCCAGUUUUGAUGGGAUCCUGUACUAUUACCAGUCUGGGGGGAAAAUACGGCGCCCGGCCAACGUCCCCAUCGACGUCUUUGCUGAUGAAAUCACCUUCUAUGAGCUGGGUGAUGAAGCCAUGGACCAGUUCCGGGAGGAUGAAGGGUUCAUCAAGGAUCCUGAGACCCUCUUACCAACCAAUGACUUUCACAGGCAGUUCUGGCUGCUCUUUGAGUACCCUGAAAGCUCCAGUGCAGCCAGAGGUGUAGCUUUGGUCUCCGUCCUGGUCAUUGUCAUCUCCAUCAUCAUCUUCUGCAUGGAGACCCUGCCGGAGUUCCGGGAGGAGAGAGAGUUUAGGUCCACCCAGGAGCUUUCUAAGAAUGUGACAGACACCUUGCUGGCCCACAGCACCUUCACGGACCCUUUCUUCGUCAUAGAGACCGCCUGCAUCGUCUGGUUCUCCUUUGAGCUCUUUGUCCGGUUCAUCGUGUGUCCCAGCAAGACUGAGUUCUUCAGGAACAUCAUGAACAUCAUCGACAUCGUGUCCAUCAUCCCCUACUUUGUGACGCUCACCACCGAGCUGAUCCAGCAGAGCGAACUCAACGGGCAGCAGAACAUGUCCUUGGCCAUUCUGCGCAUCAUCCGCCUCGUCAGGGUCUUCCGCAUCUUCAAGCUCUCCCGGCACUCCAAGGGGCUGCAGAUCCUGGGGCAGACCCUCAAGGCCAGCAUGAGGGAGCUGGGCUUGCUCAUCUUCUUCCUCUUCAUCGGCGUCAUCCUCUUCUCCAGCGCCGUUUACUUCGCGGAAGUCGAUGAGCCGCAGUCCCAUUUCUCCAGCAUUCCCGACGGCUUCUGGUGGGCUGUGGUCACCAUGACCACCGUGGGCUACGGGGACAUGUGUCCCACCACCCUGGGCGGGAAGAUCGUGGGGACUCUGUGCGCCAUCGCGGGGGUGCUGACCAUCGCCCUCCCCGUGCCCGUCAUCGUCUCCAACUUCAACUAUUUCUACCACCGGGAGACGGAGAACGAGGAGAAGCAGAUGCUGCCCGGGGAGGUGGAGCGGCUGCUGGCCAGCGUGGCCACGGGCAACGGCAGCAUGGAGUCACUCAAUAAGACCAAUGGGGGUUACCCUCGAGACAAGGCCAAAAAAUGAUGGUUGAGGCGCUGAGGGACUGGGCACAGUCAGGUGGGAUUGGCUGGAAAACGUAUCCAACAUCUGCAUGCUCUGAUUUUUUUUUUUUAAUAAUGUACUGCUGCUUUUUUUUUUUUUCUUGACAUUUUUCAAUCUCUGAUUUCCUGUGGCUGUUCAAAUAAACACCAUCUUUCUUAUCUCUCUGCCCUGCCCAUCAGUCUGGUGUUUUUUAUUUGAUGUUCAUCUGCUCGACAUUUCUCUUCUCUGUCCCUGGUGACAGAGUGGAAUUCCACCUAUACAGAGAUUUCCCCAUUAACUGGAGAGGAAAAAGGGCAAAAUGACAUGAAAUGCUUGGCUCGGUGACACCCAGAUGUCCAGGGAUGAAGGUGGGUCCAGCUCCCUGCUUUGUUUAACUCAUUUUAAAUAGUUCCUCCCUACCCACCACUUCAGAUCUGGGGCUCUGACAAAUUCCUACACCUGUGACAGCCGUGACUGAAAAAUAAGCUGGCAAAAAGAAAUGGGAAGGGAUAUUUUUAGCUGGAUGAGUUCCCUUGUCUGCCUGACUAAUUAAUUGUGAUGGCACAGCAGGGUGGGCAG
Molecule: messenger RNA, 2127 nt
Organism: Cinclus cinclus
Lineage: Eukaryota; Metazoa; Chordata; Aves; Passeriformes; Cinclidae
Gene: KCNA10
Product: potassium voltage-gated channel subfamily A member 10
Exons: 1
Coding region: 1-1551 (516 amino acids)
Biological process (GO): protein homooligomerization; potassium ion transmembrane transport
Cellular component (GO): membrane; voltage-gated potassium channel complex
Molecular function (GO): delayed rectifier potassium channel activity; protein binding
Source: RefSeq, a predicted model, not a curated record